AUGACGGACAGAGUAACCAUUGAGCUCAAAAACAAGCCAACGGCUGAUGGUACUGAGGAAUACCCAGGAACUUCUACCAGUGGUAAGACUGUUAACAUUACUGUCGAAAGAACCACUUACCCUACUGGAUCGGACUUCUACAGAUAUGAGCAUACUCUACGGACUGGAGGACAGCAAUUCACACUAAAGGAAGUAAGGGAUGAUCAGAACAAGGAGAUUAAUGCUAUAAAUGACCUUAAAGGUCAAGAGGUAACCUCAGUUGCCGCUUAUUACUGGAAGCAUGAGAAUGGUACUAAUAGCACACCUACUACAGCUCUCAUGGUUGAAGUGACCGCCACUGGCACUAAAACUAAGAAUAAAACUACCUAUUAUGCCAAUGUAAAGAAUAAUGGUAGUAAUGAAUGGAUUAAACUUUAUGGAGGUUCUAGACCUAAUCUCAUAAAUGGUGAUAUUGAAAGGACACUGGAUGACUUAGUCUGUUCGAACUAUGGUGGAGUAACAAUUGACCUUAGCAAGAGUACGUCCAUGAGUGGUAGAGCUAGUAAUGGAGAACCAUAUUGUUGCCGUUGCCACGGUGAGGACAAGGAUAAGAGUAGCGAUCAGCGGAAGAUCACUGUUAAGCAACAGAAUGUUUCUUGUAAACAUAAAAAAGCCAAUUAUUACAAACACACAAUUAUUGGUAAUCAUGAACUUGCAAGGAUAAGGUACUAUCUUACUUUUCCUAAUAAUCCUACUAGUACUGAUACUAAUAAACCCAGUAAUAGAAGACGUAUAAAGUUAGGCGAUAAAGCAUUUCCUCUCACUGAUGUAGAAGCCGUUUAUGCAUUUUACUGCGGAGGAAAUCCGGUUCUUAUCUAUGUGAAAGGGGAUGGAAAUAAUGGAACAAAUAGUUGGUACAAGAAGCCUACUGAUGGUAGCAAUCAUAAUGGAGAUGAAGAGUGGACAUCAGUUCCAAAUCUCAACAUAAAACCAAGUGAGUUAACUAAUCAUACGGACUGCAAGAAAUAUAACAAACUUAUUGAGGAACUAAGGACUGUUGAAUGUGUAGGCUUGCAAAAAUGUACUGAAUCUGCUCAACAAUCUUCUCAAGCUGCUACUGAACCUAUGGGACCUGUUGGUAAUAAAGGUGAAGAAGGUAAAGCUGAUGGAUCUGAAGCUAAAGCUCAAGAUGGUGUUGGUCCUGGUGGCGGUAAAGGAGAAUCUGGACCUCCUGGAGCUAGUGGUGGACAAAACUCUGAUACUGGUGAUGGUGAAAAUGGUGAAGACACUCCUGAUUCUCCUAAAGCUGCUGAAUUUGGUACUGGGGCCGCUGAAGCUGGCAUUUUUGCUACUAUUGGAUACUUUUUUGCUGGAACUACAGGAUCCGGAUUAACUGGCUUCUUGGGAUAUAAGGGUUAUAAGUUAUACCAAAACUUUAAAGGAGACCCUUGGGUUAGACAGAUUUAG
Molecule: messenger RNA, 1446 nt
Organism: Theileria equi strain WA
Lineage: Eukaryota; Apicomplexa; Aconoidasida; Piroplasmida; Theileriidae
Exons: 1
Coding region: 1-1446 (481 amino acids)
Source: RefSeq, a predicted model, not a curated record